Messenger RNA from Vespa crabro (European hornet), 5560 nucleotides. Its product is annotated as proton-coupled amino acid transporter-like protein pathetic. NCBI's taxonomy places the organism in Eukaryota, Metazoa, Arthropoda, Insecta, Hymenoptera, Vespidae. The transcript is spliced from 5 exons. Bases 737 to 2257 code for a protein of 506 amino acids. Gene Ontology annotation, molecular function: amino acid transmembrane transporter activity. The record is from RefSeq and is a predicted model, not a curated record. Gene Ontology annotation, cellular component: vacuolar membrane. Gene Ontology annotation, biological process: amino acid transmembrane transport.
AAGUGGUGGGGGCGAAAGGUGCAGGGCGAACCGCGUUAACGGCCUCCCACAUCGUGGAUCGUCGUCGUCGUCAUUCUUCUUUGAGUCUUUGCGUGACGCUCGUGGCUACGGCAAACUCUUCCUUUAUUAGAAUCAAUUCAACGCAAAAAAGAAAGAUAUAAAAGAAGAAAACUCUUUCGACCUCAUAAAUAGUAAUCUUUUAUUCUUCGAUAUUCUUCGACUUUCUCCCGUUGUGUUCUAUUAUUUUAAAUACAUUCGCAUUUGCCGACGUCUCUCUAUCUUAUUCUAUUUUACUAAUAUUAAAUUUAGCUUACGAAACGAGCUGGGACGAGACGCUUACUCGCAUAUACGCGCGCAUACAUAUUCAUAAAAAGGGAAAACUAACGUGCGCGUGCGUAUUCAUCGGUCUAUCGUCUACGCAAGUACACGUGCUGUCUGGCUAUUUAUCAUCUUGCAUACCAUUUUGAUUUAGGAGCGCUUAGAAAGUGAAAACGAAAAGUUUGAAGGAAGUUUAAGUCGUAAAGAAGAUCCCAUCCCAGAGAGAGAGAGAGAGAGAGAGAGAGGAAUAAGCUGAAAAAGAAGCGUACGCGGAAAGCGCACGCAGAAAAGCUCACGCGGAAAAGCGCACGCGCAUAAAAAGUAAAUACAAGUGUAUAUUUAUUCAGGUUAUUAUUCAUUGAGAAAAGUCAAGGAUAGUCGAAGAUAUACGGAGUACGUUCCGUACGUUUUCGGGAAGAUGUCGCACAAGAUACAAAAACAAAGCGCACCACCUGUACAUGGGGGCAAAUUUCAGAGGACGCCCAUGCGCCCGAUGAUAGCGGAAUACGACCCAAAGAAGCACGGUGUGAAAACUGAACUGUCAGACAUGAUUGUCCUCAAAUACAAGUGCGAGAAAAAUGAUGUACCGAUCACCGUGACGAACGGAUCGACUUUGCCUCUCGUGGAACGUCAAAACGACGAAGAAGCAGCACUUUACGAUCCAUUCGAGCAUCGAAAAUUGGCUCAUCCUACCUCGGAUUUAGAUACGCUGAUACAUCUGCUCAAAGGAAGUCUCGGUACUGGCAUACUGGCUAUGCCAUUGGCAUUCCGAAAUGCUGGUCUCGUUUUCGGUCUUUUUGCGACUUUCUUCAUCGGCGCCAUUUGCACUUAUUGCGUACACAUAUUGGUCAAAUGCGCCCACGAUCUUUGUAGAAGGACGCAGACCCCGAGUUUGGGAUUCGCUGAUGUCGCCGAGACGGCCUUUCUCGUUGGUCCGGAAAGCGUACAAAAGUAUGCUCGGCUGGCCAAGGCCACCAUCAACUGUUUCCUAGUGAUCGAUCUGAUCGGUUGUUGCUGCGUAUAUAUCGUAUUUAUUGCGACGAAUCUCGAAGAGGUGGUAACUUAUUACACGAAAAUGGGCGAGGAUUGGGAAGCGGUUGAUCGUUUGAGAUUAUACAUGGCCGCUCUUUUACCAUUCCUCAUUGUCUUUUCUCUCGUGAGAAAUCUCAAGUACCUGGCCCCAUUUUCAAUGCUUGCCAACAUAUUGAUCGCUACAGGAAUGGGCAUAACUUUCUAUUACAUUUUUACCGAUCUACCAACGAUCAGCGAUGUGCCAAACUUUUCGAGCUGGGCUCAACUUCCCCUGUUUUUCGGUACAGCGAUCUUCGCUCUCGAGGGCAUCGGCGUCGUAAUGCCCUUGGAGAACAACAUGAAAACGCCGACCCAUUUCAUCGGUUGUCCCGGAGUCCUAAAUACCGGCAUGUUCUGCGUCGUCUUACUUUACAGCACCGUCGGUUUCUUUGGUUAUUGGAAAUACGGCGAGCUAACGGCCGCUUCGAUCACCUUGAAUCCGCCACAGGAUGAGAUACUUGCACAAUCGGCGAAGAUCAUGAUCGCCAUUGCGAUAUUCUUUACUUAUGGCUUGCAAUUCUACGUACCGAUGGAAAUCAUUUGGAAAAAUAUCAGGCAUUACUUUGGCUCGAGAAAGAUUAUGGCCGAAUAUUCCCUUCGCAUAUUUUUGGUUAUAUUCACGGUGUCCGUUGCUAUCGCAAUGCCAACCCUCGGCCCAUUCAUCUCGCUGGUAGGUGCGGUUUGUCUAUCGACUCUUGGAAUGAUGUUCCCGUCGGUCAUAGAAUUGGUAACAGUUUGGGAACAAGACGACGGCCUUGGUAAAUACAAGUGGAGACUUUGGAAGAAUAUUGCCAUCAUUUCGUUCGGCGUGCUUGGCUUUCUAACCGGCUCUUACGUCAGUAUCAAGGAGAUCAUCGAGCAAAAGUGAAAAGCAGAUUUGGCAAGACGAGGAGCAGCGAUGCGACCGAAUUAACGAUCCUCCGUUGCGUAUUACGGAACGCCCGGUAUGUUGUUGUGCUUAACCUCGCUCGCUCGCGAACGCAACUGCGAUCACCUCGUCCGCUCGCGUCCCCACUUCCCGGAAGGAGAAAGAAGAAGAAGGCCGCGUAGAAAGACGUCCGAAAAGGACAAGUAAAUAGCGAGCACGAGUACGAGUUGCUUAUACUUUUCUCUUUACUAUCACGAUCUCCGAUAGAUAGAUAUCGAUGAUCGUAUUGACGAUGAGGACGCAAUCAAAUCCCCGCCCCCCCCCUUCCGCUUUCACUUUUAUUCCUUUUUUCUUAUUAAGUUGUGCUAGAUAUCAUUCGAGAACGCCGUCGUACAAUACACGUCGUAUAUAAUAAUAGUUCAUCUCGUUAAUUACGACUUCAAACCAACGACAUUUUAUUACUACGACAAUCGGGCUUCGACGAAGGGCGUUCGACGGGAAGCCAACGAUCAAUGCGAUUGUGCCAAUUGUAAAAAAGCAACAGUGAGAUUAUGAGUCUUCGACUGUAAUUGUAGGACGGAUCUUUUAGAAAUUUUUCGUUGAUUAUUUGUACGGCAAAUUAAUUUGUACGCGCUCAAGUUUUGAUCAUAAUCACGCGGAUUAUAUUUAAAAUGUCUUUUAUAUCUUCCUCUUGACGUAAAGUUGAUAAACCUUACAAUUACUAUACUUAUAUAUUCGUUGAAAAUCGCAGAUGCGAUGCAGAGUAAAUUACGAGUAAAAGGGAAAUUCGUUUGCCGCGUUAAUGCAUAUGCUUUGCUCUUACUCUCUUUCGAAAGUUUUUUUGCGUAUUUGAAAGUAGGGGAAAAAAAAGAAGAAAAAGAAAAAAAGAAGGGACGGUGAAGGAGACAGGAAGAGGACGAAAUCGAUCGUCGCAUCGUCAUCGACGGAAGCCACUGAUCUGUUCCUAGUGCAUGAUGCACGAAAUCGUACAAAAGAUUAUCGAUUAAUUGUAAGAUGCGCUAAUCAAGACGGCUAUAACAUUGCCGUCCAAUGUGCGUUUGCUAGUCCGUCAUAAUGGAAGUAACGACUAAAACGAAUAAAAGUGAUAUAUAGAGAAAAACGCACGUGCCUCUGGUUUUUAAUAUUAAAGAGAGAUUUCGUAGAUCUUUGCACAAUUGUUUCAACAUGGUCGUAUAUUGGACUUACAUUUCGAAAUAGAGCAUUUAUUAGAGUUUUCUUUCAAAACUUGAUUACCAACGGAGAAUUGAGACCAGAGUCCUUCCAAACGAUAUUCGUUUGGAAAGAAUAAAAAAGCUAUGAUCCGUAAGAUUAUAAUAAUCGUUGGUGCCCUUUCUAUCGAUAAUCCCAUCGAUAAUCUUACAAGAGCGGUGCCAUUACUACACAAUCGGUCAUUCGAUGAGUCCUAUGUAUUUAUAUGUACCAUACGUACGUAUAUCGCGACGAAGAAAAAUUAGACGCACCGGGAGUUUGCUCUUUCAGCGUCUUACAUGUAUCUCUCUUUGUUGUUGUAUACAACUUGGGGGUGUUCGACAAUAACCAUUUAUAUACGUACUAGGACGCAUUUAAUAACGUAGAAGGACCGUUGUAAAUAAAAGAGAAACGCAAAUAAUGCGAGACAAAAGAUGAUUAGUCGAUGCUAUGAUGUUGACAAUAAUUGUAAAUGUCGUUAUACAAUAACUUCAUCGCUGUGAUUCUUAUACAGUAUUAAUGCGAUUGUCAUAUUCAAUUCGAUUGUUUGUUUUUGCGAAAAACAAAAAAAAAAGAAAAAAAACGAAAAAGAAGAAGCAACAUUGAUAUUUAGACCGUGGAUAAGUCUCUUUUUGAGUCGACCGUUUAAAUUGGUAAAAGGACAUAUAACGUGCUUUAUUGAUUACAAAUCAUUCUUUCGAUAUAUCAAGCAUCGACUAUUUGACAUAGAAAUUAUAUUCUACAAUCACGCUUAAUCGCACAUUAAUUUAAUAUAUGGUAUGCAUGUUGUUAUAGUCCGUAUAUAUAAUGUGCAAACACUUAAACGCAACCUUUAAUGCCAACUUUUAAUGACUUUUUUCUCGUUUUAUAAGAGUUUAUCGAAAUUUAUUAUCAUGCGAGUAGAUUAAAAUUUACUUAUGCAAAUGUCUUUUUCUUUGCCCAAAUUGUUAAUUUAUCUAUCAUUAUAAAUAUAAGCGUUAUAUUUAAUAAAUAAAUCAACUUGCAGAUACUUUUCUUUUUCAAUGCGUUACUUUUUAUAAUUCGCCUAGCUGUGUAAAUGGCUCUUUGGGUGAUCUCAAUCGUAAUCGGUUGUUUGAUUUGUUCUGAUCGUUGGAUGCCAUCUUUUUGCGCAAUUCUCAUUAUUUCAAACGUUAAGAACCAAAUGAAAUAUAUUUUUCUAAGUUAAUCGAUGAAUAUACGAACCAUACGCCCAUCCCAUGAAUCCAAAUAAUCUCAAGAUAAGCUAAUGUGAGUGAACAAAAAUGUGCCCUUAUUAAGAGAGAAUUUCUUUUUAAUCGAUACAAUGUAUCGCUACGUGAUCCGUAUUGAAAUGCGUGUGCAAUAUCGUCGGUCGGAAGAUAGAAAAUAAUAUAAUUACUUGAAUUGAUAAGUAUGUAAUCGUAUAUGACAUAGUAUCAUGCUACUGCGAUUUGGUUUGUUAUUAAUCUCUAUGGAGACGGGAUCUUGAUUGAAGUGUUAUUUAUAAGGGCGAUGUUCGAGAGAAAAAAAAUGUACUUUAAGAUCGCGCAUAACGAUCGGUGGCAUAAUUCGUGAGUACUCUUCGCUUCUCUAAAGGAUGUCAUCAUUGAAGACGCAUCGUUUUUACCCCUGUCUAAAUUUAUAUCAAGCGAUUAUCUUCAUAAUUAUAAAGGAUAUAUAGACAUUGAAAUCUUUGCAAUCUAUAUUAAGUUAUAUCAACGCUUAUUCCAAUUAAUUGAUUAUUAAUAUUUCUAGAGGGAUAGAAAUUAUUUUCAAUAUUAUACAUAAUACGGUCAGAUGGAUUCCCGUGAGUAACAAUUUCGAUUUUAUUUCGAUAAUUAUUAAUUAUAUAUCUCUCGCGCUUUCUGCUUCUUGUAUGUUUCCGUUUAUUGUAUUUCUUGAGAAAUUAUAAUUAUAAUUAGGCGUGAUUAUAAUUAUCAAAAGUGAAGAUAAAGAGACAACGCGUAUGGGCGAAAGUAAGGAGAGGAAUGCUCGACGUAUAAAUAUUGUAAUUCCGACCCUUACAUAUACUAAAUACUUUGUACCACUCCUUUUGAACGAAUAAAAAAAGAAGAAGAAAAAAAAAAAAAAAGAAAAAAACAAGGAAAUACAAAA